CACAAACGCUCCUGUUGCUGCUUGAAAAAUAUCUGUGAGUAAUUAUUAACGUAUUGUUUUUUUCCUAAGUACCGCGGUGCCCAUGUGUGGGCUGAAAAAUCGCUUUUAUCAGUGUGUAGGAAGAGGUUGUAGUGAAGCAGAAACACGAAAGUCGAGCGCGUGCUGGCGUUUCCAGUGAAGCGCGAGCCACUUUACUGCCAUGCUGCAUCACCUGGAUAUAUGUAUAUAUUUUUUUUUCAAUCCCUUGUCCUUUUUCAAUAUAUUGAAAUUCAAUUAGUUCAUGGGCAACAUCUCUGGAACACAUUAUGGAUUAAAGACGGACACCAAACGAGCUCUGAGGACCAACUAUUAUUAUAAAUACAGAGAUAUUUACAAACAUUUCUUUUUUGCACGCGCAGCGCCCAAACGCGCAUUUCCCCUAAUUUCAAUCAGCGUCUUAUUGCGAUGCUAAAGCAGUAAAGAACGACAACGGAGCUCAGAUGACUUUCAUGCAUUUUUUGGAUCACGUUUGCGUUUGCUGAAAGAGAAGAGUACAGAAAAGAAAGAAAAGAGCGGAAAAGAAAGCAAGAAGAUCAUGAAGAUGUCUCCUCCCGACCGAAGGAAAAGCAUGCGCGAGCUGGCGCUGGAGAUCGGAAUCCGAGUGCUACUCUUCGGAGUUUUCGUGUUCACGGAGUUCCUGGAGCCAUUUGAAAGAGUUAUUCAGCCAGAAGAGCUGUGGCUCUACAAGAACCCUUUGGUAGAAUCAGACCUCAUCCCCAAGAGAGUCAUGUUUGCUAUAUCAUUCCUGACCCCUCUGGCUGUGAUCUUCGUGGUGAAGAUUAUCCGACGAACAGACAAGACCGAAAUCAAAGAGGCAUGUUUGGCUGUGUCUCUCGCACUAGCGCUUAACGGCGUCUUCACAAACACCAUUAAGUUGAUAGUUGGCAGACCAAGACCAGAUUACUUUCACCGCUGCUUUCCAGACGGCCAGAUGAACCCGAAAAUGCUGUGCACAGGAGAGCCGGGCCUGGUGUCUGAGGGCCGGAAGAGUUUUCCCAGCAGCCACUCCUCCUUCGCUUUCUCUGGCCUGGGCUUCACCUCCUUCUACUUGGCGGGGAAGCUGCAUUGUUUCACCGAGAGUGGCCGUGGACGCAGCUGGCGCCUCUGUGCCAUGAUCCUGCCCCUCUACAGCGCAAUGAUGAUCGCUCUGUCCCGCACCUGUGACUACAAACAUCACUGGCAAGACGCCUUUGUCGGCGGUGUUAUCGGCCUGCUGUUCGCCUACAUCUGCUACCGGCAGCACUACCCACCGUUUCUCCACACAGACUGCCACCUGCCUUAUGCCAGCCUGGCCCUGAGCACCGCCCGACACGCGCCAGUCUCCCAGGAGGUGCCUCAAGCCACGGACAAUGCCACCAGCCUGCCUCUGGAGGGCAUCACCGAGGGGCCCGUAUGACUAACGGAGCUCCCCUCCUUCACCGCCCGCUUGGUAUGACCCACACAGACUGGCUGACUCUUGUACAUUCCAGUGGGUCGUCCAGUUCCUGUUCAUUUUAUCCUUCACUGCUCCUCUUUUCUUUUCCGGCCUUGUGAUUAGUACUGAUUUUACCAGCCUCAUUUGGGAUACCUUUCCGCUCACUAUACUUGUCAAUGGUGAAUGUAGACCAUAUCUGUGUAGCAGGAAUGAGAGAGUAGAAACGAGAGAGGAGGACUCGUAGUUAUAAAUUGAGAAGAUUAAUGAUAGCACAACACUGAGGCAAAGUCCAGCAUGGUGUAUUUUACUGUUAUAGAUAUGGAAAUGUUUAAAGAUAUGUACUGUAUAAUAGGGAUUGGUUUGAGGGAAUAGAAUUGUAAUAUAAGUGUCUAUUUUGAUCUUUUCAUUUUAAUUCUCACUUGUAUUUAAAAAAAAAAUAUAUAUAUAUAUAUAUAUAUAUAUGAUAGAGAGAGAAAGAAUAAGGAGGUCUUUUUCCAAUAUCUUGAGCAAGUCCUUCACCUCUUUUUGUUAUUUUUCUUAUUUUUUGUCAAACACGCCUUGCUCAGCAUUCAGUACUUCCCUAGUUCUUUAUUCUAUUCCCCUCCUCACUCGAGACUCUGUCUCUAUUCUUCACAAUUUCUUAGUGGCAGUGGUGCCACAAUGUCUCUGUCUCUCUGCCUCGUUCUUAUUUUCUCCAUCGUCUUUCUCCUGAUCUUCCUUAUUAUCUUAUUUCGUCGUUCGCCUCCACAGUUUCCUUUUAUUUAUCAUGCCAGGAUUGCGUAGAUAUUUGAAUACAAAUGACAGCUAAACACUGGAUGGCUGAUAUCAAGUAGGUGGGGUGUGUGUGUGUGUGUGUGUGUGGAAGGGCGAAAACCCCAAUCUGAACCUGCAUUAAUUUCCAUUAUGUGAGGAGUGGCUGCCACUGUUAAUCAACACAUCAGAGCAGAAGGGGAAAAGGAAGCUUCCAAUGUCUUACUUAGUCACAAGUGUGUUCCCUGGGCUGCCUGUGACCCGCCACAAUCAAACCCCUAAUGGGAUUAUUCAUUAACAUGCCAGUAAGUACUUGUGACUUAAUGGAACUGACUGUGGUGAUUGAACUGGAUGAAGUGUUUUAUUUCAUCCCUCAGAAGCUCACACUGGUGUCUGACAAGAAAAUACUAAAAUGACUUUACAUCUACAUCGUCUUGUUGGUCAGCUGCCGUGCUUUACUACAGUGUAUUUCCUGGUUGUGUUAGGAAGUAAGUGUUGUUACUUUUGGGAAUGCUGAUCAUACUUAGCUGUUCACCUGUUUUGGGGGCUUUCAUGCUGGUAGUUCAUUCUGAAGCAGAGUACGAGUCACAUGAAAAAUUUGGUAACGUGAACGCCGUCAUGUGGACUGGGACGCGCAACAUGGUACCGAACCUGAGACUACCUGUCAGAGCUGGGUUGCACUAAAAUUGCUUCACGUGACAGUGAAUGCAACUCAUACUAGGGUCUGAACUGGUUCAAAUAGUAUAGUAACCUCUGUGUGUGUGUUUUGGCUGAUGACAGCAUCAUUAGUUUCUACUAUACACAUAAAGCAGGGGAAUGUUGUGAGAUACAGAAGAGGUAUCUUACUGUGCAUAACAGCACCAGAAUAAGAACACUUGUGUUGUAUUCUGAACACGUAAGUUGUGAUGACGUAAGAUAAACACAGGGGUUCGAUAGAAUCAAGUGAGUCACAAUCGCACUCAGAUUUGGACCACAGCCAGUGUGUGCAGUGUGAAAACCACCCAAGAGGGCAAUAAAGCCAGCCCAUGAACAUUCACAAGCAUUAAGGGGGGAAAAGUCGUCUGUUAUAACGGACGUGCAGCUGCUUUUUCCCCUCUGUAUGGUGCGCAUGGUACUCAGCUUCUCAUUUGACUUUAUACAAAAGACUUUUUUAAAUUUUCAUAUUUGAUACUUUUUUGUGUAUAUUUAAUCGUUGCUGUCAUCUCAUUCAAUGUUGUUUGACAUUUGCAAUUGUUUUUGGUGCAUCCCUGAGAGAAACUGAUAACGAUAGAGCUGUUUAAUGUUAAAUAAGCCAUCGAUAGAUUUUUAUUUUGCUUUAAAGAACUCAACAAUAGUUUGUUACCUUAACAGAAUGUGAGGUCACAUCUUCAAGCUCGAAACUGAAAGGGAAAGGAAACACCGGAUUUACUUAUGUGAGAUGAAGGAGGGGGACGGGGCUUUCGGGGGGGACGGGUUGUAAAUAUCACAGCGUUCAAAAUGCCAGCAAUUCUUAAUCAUAUGUUGAGUGGCUGUGCUGUCAUUGGUGAGGAGGGAAAAAAAAGAACAUGAAAACCACUUACAACCACACACCCAAGCCUGACCAAAAGCAGGCAGUGUUACUUCUGAAAGCCUGUAUGCAUUAGAGACAUGAGUUUGACCGCCUCUGUUCUCUGGCUUUUACAGAGUUAACCUCAUGCAACUGCUCUAUUUAUUUCUCUGUUACAAAUGAGAAUAUGCAAACAGAAAAACUAGAGCUAUGCACCACAGGUUUGUUAACGUAUAGCUCUGUUCACUGACAAGCAUCUGUGGGCGUUUCGAAGGAUUUUAAUUAACUUUGCUGUCAGGUUUUUUUUGAAAAAAGAAAUGGGUUUGUGCAGUGUAUUGGCUAAAACGGUGCAAUAUUGCUGCUGGUGACCACGAACAAGAAAGAAACAAACAAAAAAAGGUACUGGUGAGAGAAAACAAACAAGUGGAAGUGAAGGAGAAUUGCUGCAAUUGGAAGACAAAUGGAGCGAAAGAAUAAGUGACUGUUUUACACUCAGAUUCAACUCGAUAUAAACCAGUGUUACAGUGCUCAACUCCACUCUCCCUCAUUUCCAACUUCUGAAGUACAUUGCUGGUGUAAAUUUCUGAAAAAAAAUCUGGGUUUUUUUUUGCUGUUUCCACUCCUCACUCUAACCUUCUUGUAACUUUUUUUCCUCCAUACAAGGUGGCUCGAGCAGAAAGUCGUACGAAUUGUUGAACUUUAUUCAUGACUGGACUUAUUCCCCUAAGAAAAAUCCCAGAAGUGUCACCGACUGUGUGGUUGCUAAAAGCGAACCCUUAAGCACAUUUUUGCCGGCAAGUACAAGUCCUCAUGCAUGUUUGAAGAUGAUAUUGCAUCAUCAGAAGGCUCGAGAGUGCAAUCCUCAGCCAAGCCACAUGCUGGCGGCUGCGGUCGCUGUCAGAGCCGAUGCUCCUUCAAGAACUUCUUCUGAUCUGUUGUCUUGAUGUUUUGUUAGACACUUUAGACAUUUUGCCGAGGGAUUGAUUACCCACGGGACGCUACAUCGUGACAAGGUGGAUAUAAUUCAGAGCCUAUAAUUCGGAUUGGAAGAAAGUAUGUGUGAUGGAAUAGUGUAGCUGGAAUUUAAUGGGUUGUAACAUUUAAUACAAGCCGCAGAUCUGCCAACCUUGAAGAGGAGUGAUGUGUAGACAUUUUUCAUAUAGCCAUGGAUUGUGUGUGUGUGAUGUACACAUUCACACACACACAGGGAGUUUGUUGUGUAGACACAUAGCCAUUCAUAAACACACACAUUUAUACACAACAAAAUCCGUGUGUGUACCGUGAUUAAUUAAAAAAUGUGCAUGUAAACAUUUCUAGUGUCAACAGCAUUACUAAAAGAGACAAGCAGCAGCUCCCCCCCCCCCAAGCAGUUGUUGGUUACUGUGAAAGCCUGUAUAUAGAUGCUCUAAAGUUUUUUACUACGAUAUGAGAGAACAGAGAGCUUCCAUUCCCAUUUUUAUUUAUUUAUUAAUUUGCUAUAAUUGGAAUCAACUUGGGAAUAUUUUUCUCAGGAUUUAUUUCGGGGCCAAAAGUGUGGACAGCUGACCAUCAUAUACAGACAUGUGGGUCUUUUCUCAGACUGUUGCUACAAAGUUGGUGUCUAGAAUGUCUUUGCAUACUGUAGCAUUACAGUUUCUCUUCAGUGGAACUAAGAAGCCUAAACCUGUUCCAGGAUUACAGUGCCCCUGAGUUCCAUGAAGACAUGGUGCGUUAAGGCUGGAGUGGAAGAACUCUGGUGUCCUGCACACAGUCCUGACCUCAACCCCAAUGAACACCUUUGGGAUGAACUGUGGAACACCGACUACACCCCAGACCUCCUCACCUAAUAUCAGUCCCUGACCUCACUAAUGCCCUUGUAGCUGAAUGAUCACAAACCCACACAGCCAUGCAAGCCUUCCAAGAAAAAUAAAGCUUAUUGUAAUGGUAAAGAUGGGAUAACUCCAUGAUAAUGCUCAUGAUCUUGAGAAAGUCGGGAUGUUAGGUGUGAAUAUUACUUUUGGCCAUGUAGUGUGUAUUGAUCCAUUUUGUUUCACAUUAAUAUAUUUAACAUAUGCUUUUCCCUGAGACAAAAGGUGAGAAAACUGAGUUAAGAUGAAGGCACUGAUUUUACCAAUGUGAGGUAAGAGGACGGGGCUUCUGGCAGGGUCAGUAAUGAUCGACUGUUAACAGUCUAUCAUUCCAGAUCAUUCAUUUUAUUUGGGGUGAAAAUGAAGACUCUUUUUGACUUAAUUUGGAGUGAUGGCUUUCAGGAUCGUACUCUUCUUUCUACUAAGCAAAACGUAAAGGUUGGCAGGUCUGCACUUGGCUUGUGAGUGUCUUUACUACCUUUACUUCCCUGAUCAGAACAGACAUGUCUCUGACCACAAGAAAAUAGAGCUGAUAGGUUAAUUCACUUUUCACGGCACUGCAGAAAGCAGUUAUUAAAUCACUGGCCAACAAAAUCCUAUUUUUGUGGUUGUUUUGGCUUGGCAAGGGUUUUACUUAAGUAUACGGUUUGUAACUUGUGAGUGGAAUUCUAGUUUAAUCGGCUGCAAGUGCGGGGAUAUUGCAUUAGAUAUUUUAUAUAUAUAUAUAAAAUUGUUAUUUUAAACAAAAAAGACAUUGACAUAAACUUCCAAAAUCUAGCAAAAUUGGCUUGUCAGGAGAGUUUUGAAAAAUGUUAAUCCAUGCUAGCUUUUUAUUGUUUCCUAUUCUUGAUUUAAGAGACAUUGGCAUUACUGUAGAAAAAAAAAAGAAACCUCUCUUCUUCACUUCCGUUUAAGUUGCCGAUCCUUCCCGAAAUGUUCCACGUCCACUUUUUUUUUUUUUUUAUAUAUAUAUAUAUAUAUAUAAGUGGUGAAAAAUGUGUUCUAGCCAUGUUAUAGGAUAGGAAGGGAAUACGUGUUCACUAGUGUCAAACGGCAUGCCAGAUUUAGUUGUUUAAAAGAAACUAUUUUAUAUGGAGACGCAUGUCCUGGCCUUGAAAGCAUUUUGCGUCGUGUAUUUUUGUUCAUUAUAUUGUGCGUGCUUUAAAAAAAAAAAGAAAAAAGUCUACCUAUGAGACGUAUACAAAUUAAAACAGUCUUAAAUAUGGGGAUUUUUGGUGGGAUUGUCUUUUUUUUUUUUUUUUUUUUUUUUUGGUGGGAUUGUCUAAAAGAAUGGUUUGCACUGAUAUCCUAUUCAAGCUGCUACUGCACAUCAGAAAUCUUUAAUCAGAUCAUGAGAUUUUAGUUAUCCUAUUAGAAGAAUGGCAUAUGUCUUAACUUAUUCCAGAUAAGAAAAAAAGCAAGUCUUCUUUUGUUUUCUAAAGUUUUGCUGUGUGCGUUAAUUAUCUCUGAGGUUUUCAGUUGCAGUGGAUGUUGUAUAUGUUGUAUAUGACAUCCGUGCAGGAGCCCAGUAUGUGCUACAGCUUGUGCUCGGUGGAGAUUUGUGUUGUGUCGUUAUGCAUCAACCUGCACUUAUAUAAGAGAAAGAAUUUUCAAUAAAGGACUGUAUGCUAAAUUUCGACUCAGCCUGGUUCUUUGUACCGUGGGAAACAGAUGUGACGUAAUUAUAAAUGGCAGAGUUAUAUCUUAUUUGC
This is a messenger RNA of Hemibagrus wyckioides, 7287 nucleotides long. It is a transcript of the gene plpp4, whose product is annotated as phospholipid phosphatase 4. The record is from RefSeq and is a predicted model, not a curated record. Gene Ontology annotation, biological process: phospholipid metabolic process. Bases 575 to 1435 code for a protein of 286 amino acids. Gene Ontology annotation, molecular function: phosphatidate phosphatase activity. NCBI's taxonomy places the organism in Eukaryota, Metazoa, Chordata, Actinopteri, Siluriformes, Bagridae. The transcript is spliced from 7 exons.